AUGACAUAUGUGUAUGUUGAGGUAGCAAUGACCGGUUUAUCUACCAUGAAAACUUCUAUGUUCAGCAAUCUGAAGUUCAAAAUCGGGGAAGAAAUGACAAAAGCUGCUAAGAUUCAGGAAAUGCUGCCCGGAGCAAAGAUUCAAGACAGUGCUUUUGUACGAAAUGGAUACAGCAUGAAUGCUAUUGAGGGCUUAAAGAUUUUCACUAUACAUAUUACUCCUAAGGAAGCAUUUAGCUUUGCCUCUUUUGAAUCUGGUGGGUAUGAUUUGAAGAGUGUGCUUGAAGAACUCCUUCUAAAGGUUCUAAAGGUGGUUGAUUGUCUUGAUCUGGAACAAUUUUUUGUGGUGAUAUAUGAGUAUGCUGAUGAGAAAAAGAAAGAACAAGUGAAUAUUCAUAAAUAUAUGAACACAAACAUCAGCUCCAUCCCCCUUACGGAGGGAAAACUUGUGCUUCUUACUUUCAAGACAAUGAUGGAACUAGAAUUUUGA
Fragaria vesca subsp. vesca is the source of this 489-nucleotide messenger RNA. Its product is annotated as S-adenosylmethionine decarboxylase proenzyme-like. The transcript has a single exon. Lineage: Eukaryota; Viridiplantae; Streptophyta; Magnoliopsida; Rosales; Rosaceae. Bases 1 to 489 code for a protein of 162 amino acids. The record is from RefSeq and is a predicted model, not a curated record. Gene Ontology annotation, molecular function: adenosylmethionine decarboxylase activity. Gene Ontology annotation, cellular component: cytosol. Gene Ontology annotation, biological process: spermidine biosynthetic process; spermine biosynthetic process.